GCCGCAGCCCUGCCUCCCUGCUCGCGCUGGCGGUGCCCUGCCUCCGGGCGCCGCGCGGUGGCUCUCAGGACCGCCCUCUCGGGCCGAGCAGCGCCGCCGCCGCGUGCCCAGCGAGCGCGCGCGCGGGGCGCCUGCGCGCGGGGAUGCCGCGGGGGCCGCUGGACGGGCACGAGCUCGGCACCGCGGUGGCCCUCCGCCUGGCGCGGGCUCGGCCGCGGCGCCGCCGCGGCUCCGAGCCCCAGGGCCGCCCGCCGCGGGCGGCCGCCGCGGAGGCGCCAGGUGCGCGCGUGCGGCUGGAGGUGCGGCUCCUCGGCGGGCCGGUGGCGCUGACCGUGCCCGCGGACUGGACGUUCUCGCAGGUGGCCGAACAGCUACAGGAAGACCAGGGCCUGGCGCACCCCCCGCGGCUCACUGCUGGCUGCAGGCUGCUCGACCCGCGCGAGCUCGUCGCCGCCGCGGGCGGCGCCGCGGCGCAGGUCGGCCCCGAGGUGGUCUUGGAGGCCUUCGUGGUGCGACCGAGGUGCGACCUCUCACGGUGGCCCGGGCGCGAGCUGCUCUGGCGGCAGCUCUUCCUCCGCAGGGCCUCGGCCCCCCACGGGUGCCUCUUCGCCGACGACGACGAGGUGGACCUCAUGCCCUUCGCCGUGGGGGAGGACCGGCUCCUGCUGGUGCCCACCGCGCACCGGCCGGUGCCGUCCGACGAGUUCUGGCUGCUCGGCGCCGCGGAGCCCAGCGCCGCGCACGACCCCCGGCCGGAGCCGCGGGCGCCCUUCCUGGGCCUGCGGCGCCUCGCGCUGCCCCUGCCGCCGGGCGCGGGGCCCGUGCGCGUGGCGGAGGCGUGCAGCGCCGAGGUGGCGGUGCUCGUCGGCGGCGGCGGGGGCGCCGCGCUGCUGCGGCGCUUCCGGCUGGCGGGCGCGGAGCUCCUGCUCGGGGGCGCGCGCCUCGAGGAGGUCGGCGCGCCGCGCGCGGUGGAGUGCUCGGAGGACGACGCCCGCGAGCAGGAGAAGACGCGGGCGUACGUGCUGGCCCACCUGCUCCACCCCGAGGCGCGCGGGCACUACCAGGCCCCGGCGCCCGCCGUCCGCCUGGAGACGCGCGCGCUGCCCCGCGGCGAGGAGCCCACGGGCGUCCGGCGGAACCUGCGCAGGAGG
Molecule: messenger RNA, 1151 nt
Organism: Prorocentrum cordatum
Lineage: Eukaryota; Dinophyceae; Prorocentrales; Prorocentraceae
Source: the annotation of a GenBank genome assembly